This is a messenger RNA of Trichomonas vaginalis G3, 879 nucleotides long. RefSeq lists its product as uncharacterized. Bases 1 to 879 code for a protein of 292 amino acids. NCBI's taxonomy places the organism in Eukaryota, Parabasalia, Trichomonadida, Trichomonadidae. The record is from RefSeq and is a predicted model, not a curated record. The transcript has a single exon.
AUGCUUGCUUUUCUAUUUGUAUACAUACCAUCAUUUGGGCAGAGGAAACCAGAUAUUGAUGAUAAAGAUACUACCAUUAAUGUUACAGCUAUUGCAGAAAGAAUCGAAAUAAAUAAAACGAGUUGUUAUUCACAAAUAAAAGAACAAUUGUUUGAGAUGUGCCCUUCUUUAAACGAACGAAACAGAUUAAAAUUAUCCGCACAAAUUAUGAUUUGCGAAAGAAUAAAUGAUAACAGAUUUGACCUUCUUCACGAUGCAACAGAUGAAAUUGAGUUCAUACAGAAGCUAUCUAACGAGGAUUUACAGCUACUUUCUCAUUAUGUAGUUCAUUUGGACUACAUUUGUUACUCUAUUGCCAAUCAAGUUCAGGCAGAAUUCAGUAAUAAGAAAUCUAACGAUUUAUUUUCUGCAAUGACACUGAUAUCUACAUAUGUUUCUGAUUUAUCUGAAAGGCAUAAACAAGAAAACAUCAAAAUGAAAGAAAAAUUAGAAAAAUUAUCAAAAGAAAUUAGUGAAAAUACAGAUUCGAUGAACAAAGCAAUGGAUUUGAUUAUCAACUUAUAUCAGAGCAUUGAUAGAAUCACAACAACUAUUACUUCAGUUAGAGAUUAUUUCAAAACGCAUAUCAGAUACUUUUAUUUCUUAGUCUAUGCAUUCUUACUAUCAUUCAUUGUUCCAAACAUAUUCCCACUCAUAUUUUCAGUCACUUUAUUGAAAAUAAUUUUGGAUACAUAUAUCAGCGUGACAUCAGUAGUUUUGAACAAAAUAACAAUGUCAAUAUAUUACGCAUCAUGCACAAUGAUUUUGAUUAUUUGCUUUUAUCUUAGAGUGCAAGAAAUAAAGAAUCGCAUCUUUGGACCACCAAAACAUCAUAUAUAA